Messenger RNA from Anopheles bellator, 1640 nucleotides. Its product is annotated as dual specificity protein phosphatase 18-like. Bases 160 to 990 code for a protein of 276 amino acids. Gene Ontology annotation, cellular component: cytosol; cytoplasm. Gene Ontology annotation, molecular function: MAP kinase tyrosine/serine/threonine phosphatase activity; protein tyrosine/threonine phosphatase activity. The transcript is spliced from 3 exons. The record is from RefSeq and is a predicted model, not a curated record. Gene Ontology annotation, biological process: protein dephosphorylation; negative regulation of MAPK cascade. NCBI's taxonomy places the organism in Eukaryota, Metazoa, Arthropoda, Insecta, Diptera, Culicidae.
AAGGAUACGUGAAGUGACUGAACCGUUGGUUGAACCGUUUCAUUGUUCGGUGAAGUGCAACAGUAAAGGACUCUGAUAAUUCAUUGAUCACUCCGGACCGGACCGGUGUGAGAUUGUUUAUUUACGCAAUAAAUCCAACCACGGGAUUCGGGAGGCACGAUGAAGGAAACGAACGGCGUGAGCGGCGUUAAUCACGCGGACGAACUGCAAAUGGCGCUGCUGAGCGGUCAGCAUCCGCAGCCAGCCAUCGAAGGCGUUACCAAGGCGAUGCUGCUCGGUGGCGAGUCCUCGCCCGAUGAUCCGCAGCCACCGGGCAAACCGGAUGGCAACCAAAUCCAGGCCCUGCUGGAGCGUCACGAAGGGGCACCACAGGGUGUACCGAGCGCCGUAGGCCGCCCGAUGCGAUCUUUUUCACCGAUUAGCGGUGUGUCGAAGCUGCUGAAGAACCUGUAUCUGUGUGGCGGAAGUGCCGCGUCGGUGGCCAUGAUGAAGCAGCUGGGCGUAACGUUCGUGAUCAACGUGACGAUGCCCACCGAGCUGACGGAUACGCCGUUGCCGGCGGCCGACACCCGAUACCUUCGGCUUCCGGUGAAGGAUAACCGUGAGGCGAACCUGGAGCGCUACUUCCACGAGGUAGCCGACAUGAUCGAAGAGGAAUCGAACGCGAAUGGAGUCACGCUGGUUCACUGCGUUGCCGGUAUUAGCCGGUCGGCCACGCUCUGCCUGGCGUACCUGAUGAAGCACCACCGGAUGUCGCUAAAGGACGCGUACAACCACAUCAAAGCCAAGCGACCGCAGAUCCGGCCGAACGUGUCGUUCGUCAAGCAGCUGAUGGAGUUCGAGCAGCUGCUCGUCCCUGAAGGCAGCCAGUCCGUCGCCCUCGUCUACUGCCACGCGCUCGGCGAGGAGCUUCCCGACAUCUACGAGCCCGAGUUCCGCACGAUGGAGCUGCUGUACCAGAAGUUUCGGCGAAACAUUGCUCGGCGCUAGAGUGCCCCCAUCGGGAGCUCAAAUCGACUUAUUCCACUUAUUCCCGUCUAUUCUCUAGCAGACGUAGAUCGUAAGGUGAUCGCAUUGGUUUUACAAUAACGCGCAACGGGGAGCGGUCCCUCUACCACUGGGGACACUCACCCGGCGCAACUCUACUGAUUUAUGAUAGUAUUCUCUAAUCCUACUUACCCCUAAGACGGUAUGCUACUCCAAAUUACUCGCUCGUGGGUUGCGACCCACCAGUUUAGUCAGUUAAGCGCAACGCAACAAGAGACAGGUCAGGCAGGAGUGUGUUUGUGUGUUUGUGUGGUGUAACACGAAUCUAACAGACAGGUUUUAGCGGGGGAAGUGGUCACGGCACCCCCACAAUCGCACGGUAGUUUCGCACCAGGGAAGCGUCCAAAGGCCAAAGAAACAGUCCCACUGAUCCGGACCCAGUGUAAACGUUGCUGUGAUUGGUGAAGGUUUAAAUGAUAAGGAGGGACUUUUCCCACCCCCUGCACCCCGACAGGGAAGGACACUUGCUGGAGAGCUGGCACCGACGGCAGGAGCUUUAGGUUUAAGUCUUACCGUAGCCUUAGCUUAGCGCGUUUACCCGCAGGACGACUUGUCACACAAAGCAAAGUAUAAAUAUAAUAUUCAACAUUCAC